CACUACCUCUCUCUCUAUCACUACUGCUUCGGGUACCGAAAAGCCCACGUUGAAGACCCCAUGGAUUCCUCCAUUUUCACCCCAAUUUUAAUCUCCUUCUCCUUUUUCUGCUAUUUCAUUCUCUCUCCAUCAAACUGAUCGAUCACCAAUACCUUUUUCUCUUCAAUAUUUGCUCUAAAUUAUCACAUCUCUGCUGUUUCAGCUGCAAAAUUGGUUUGUUUUGGAACUGCAUCCAUGGAUUUUUCUUCCUUUGAAGGUAUUGCACUUGAUCCAUCAAAGUGCAGUAAAUUAAGUAUGGAGGAAAAGAGAGAACUAGUUUAUGAAUUAUCAAAGCAGUCACAUGGUGCCCCUGAAAUGCUGCAAUCUUGGAGCCGUCAGGAGAUUUUGCAGAUAUUAUGUGCAGAGAUGGGAAAAGAAAGGAAGUAUACUGGACUGACAAAAUUAAAAAUAAUAGAAAACCUACUGAAAAUUGUAUCUGAGAAGAAAUCAUUGGAGCAAGAAAAUACAUCUAAUCUUGAAAUGCAGCCUUCAUCAGAGAGUGGCCAGAGGAGUUCCAAAAGGCAGAGAAAGGCUGAGCAUCCAAGUCGUUUUCCUAUUGAAGCUAAUACUUCUUCAACAACAAAUACUAAUGUCAGUUUAGCCAAUGUUGUGUACUGCAAAAAUUUGGCUUGCAGAGCUAAAUUAAGUGGCCAAGAUGCAUUUUGCAAAAGGUGUUCAUGUUGUAUUUGCCGUAACUACGAUGACAACAAGGACCCUAGUCUAUGGUUGAUUUGCAGCUCAGAACCUCCUUUUCAAGGGGAUUCAUGUGGGAUGUCAUGCCACCUUGAGUGUGCCAUGAAGCACGGAAAAUCUUGUAUUACAACUGAUAAAUCAGACAAGGGCAAUAAUGGCACCUUUUACUGUGUAUCCUGUGGAAAAGCUAAUGAUCUAUUAAGUUCCUUGAAAAAACAACUGAUUGUAGCAAGAGAUACCAGGCGUGUAGACAUAUUAUGUUAUAGGCUUUCAUUGAGCCAAAAACUUUCUUUUGGUGCCGAAAAUUGCCCAAAGCUGUAUGAAGUUCUAGAUGAAGCAGUGAACAAGCUUGAAGCAGAUGUUGGCCCUUUGACUGGUUUGCCUGUGAAGAUGGCUAGAGGUAUAGUGAACAGGCUCUCAUUUGGCCCUGCUGUUCAGCAACUUUGUGGCUUGGCUGUUGAGUACAUAGAUGCCCUUCUCUCUGAGAGAGUGUCUGAAAUGCCAUCUAAUGCUAAGGUCAAAGAUUGCGAGGUGAUAGAAUCAAAGCUUGUCAGAUUUGAGGAUGUCUUUCCCUCAUCUGUGACCGUUGUUUUGAGUUCUGAAGGGUCAUCUAUGGAGAAUGUUGUUGGUUACUCCUUGUGGCAUCGGAAAGCUGUUGAAACGGAAUAUCCAGUAGAACCAACUCGAACAUUGUUUUCCCCAAACACUAGGUUUGUGCUCUCAGAUCUGAUGCCAGCUACAGAUUAUGUUCUCAAGAUUGUUUCCCUUGAUAGCAAGAAAGAACUGGGAAUGUUUGAAGUUCAAUUCUGCUCCAGUAAAGCUGAAAAUGAACUAUCUAAUCUGAACAUGAAAAGUUUAGAAGUUGAAAGAAGUCAAAGUCCACCAACAAAUUGCAGCAACCUUUCUAAUCCUUCUUCAGUGGAGGAUGAAACUAAUAACAUCGUGCUAUGCAGCAAUGAGGCUGAGAACAGAGGGGAUAAUUGUCUUUCUUGUUGUGAUAACACUGAUAAAGCAAUUUCUACAGACUUGUGCUGCACCACGGUCGCCUUUGCUAGUAAAAGUCAUAUAGGAAAUGAAGAAGUAAUGGUAUCUUUAGGUGAUGAGGAAGAUAGCAUUGUCAAAGUAACCUCCUUGCCAAAUACUGAUGCUAUAAAUCUUGAGAACAAGCAAUGUUCAGAUGUUCAAACAACAGAAGAGACGAGCACUGAUAAUGGGUCAAAUGCACCUCUCCAGACUGCCUUAGAAUUCGCACCAUUUGUAGGUAGUGUGGAUGCUGGCUUACCCAUCACACCCUGCAAGAUGGAGAAUGUGAAGGGAAGCCUCGGCCGGAAAGGGAAAUCAGAACAUUGCAGCAAGGAUCUUGAUAAUGGAUCGGGGAAGGAGGAUGGACCACAAGUUGGCUGUUCUUCAAAGAAGAGAGUUGGAGAAUGGCAUGAAGAAUGUGCUGGAACUGGAGAUAAGGAUUUUGAGUAUUAUGUCAAAGUAGUUAGAUGGUUAGAGUGUGGUGAGCAUAUUGACAAGACAUUCAGGCAGAAGUUCUUAACGUGGUAUAGCUUAAGAGCUACACCACAAGAUGUUAGGAUUGUCAAGGCAUUUGUUGAUACCCUAAUCGAAGAUCCAGCAUCACUUGCUGGGCAGCUGGUUGAUACUUUCUCUGAUGUUAUUUCAAGCAAGAGAGCUUCUGUAGUUCCAGCAGGCUUUUGCCUAAAGCUUUGGCAUUAAAGGAUUCAGAAUGUGGAUCCUCUAUCCUCUAUAGUCGCUGCUUAACUGAACAUAAUUCUUUUGAUUCCCAAAUUGUUCCAUGUCGAUUCAUAUUUAUGAUGUAAACGAUUAAAUCAUCUUUAAUUAUUAUUUUUUUUUCCUUAUAGGUUGGUUCUACCCAAUUCAUCCACAUUUCUCUCUGAUGUUAUGACAUUGGAGUUGGAAUGGAAGUGAUAUUGCUCUGUAAGAUAAUUUGAAAUACAAAAUCUGAUUUGAUAUUUACUUCUU
Solanum lycopersicum (tomato) is the source of this 2721-nucleotide messenger RNA. RefSeq names its product vernalization insensitive 3 (gene VIN3). NCBI's taxonomy places the organism in Eukaryota, Viridiplantae, Streptophyta, Magnoliopsida, Solanales, Solanaceae. The record is from RefSeq and is marked validated. Gene Ontology annotation, molecular function: protein binding. Gene Ontology annotation, biological process: epigenetic regulation of gene expression; vernalization response.